GUCUUAUUACGUCCAUUCUUUGAAACAAAAACCAGAUAUAUGCUCGUAGGAUUGUGCCUUAUCUGCACAGAACCACGGGUUUAGGGGCAAUCCAUAUCCCCAACAGCUAUACAAUGCAGUACCCAUUUGAUCAGGGGCAACAGCAAACAUGGACACAGGUGGGACAGUUGUUGGUGGCAACGGCACUUUCCUCUAUUAUUGGAAUCGAAAGGGAAUGGAGACACAAGAGUGCUGGGCUGCGUACAAACACCCUAGUUGGUGUCGGGGCUGCCCUGUUCAUGCUGAUAUCCAAGCUUGGCACCCUUGAUGUCCUGGAUCGCUCCCUCGUCGUACUUGACCCCUCGCGGAUCGCAGCACAGAUCGUCUCCGGAAUUGGGUUCAUAGGGGGUGGUAUCAUAUUCAGGCAACGCAACGAGGUACGGGGCCUCACUACAGCAGCGGGUGUUUGGUUGAGUGCAGCAGUGGGUGCCGCCUGUGGUGCGGGGCUCCUCAGGCUAGCAACUGUAUCAACUGGAUUAUACUUUGUUGCCGUUCUGGUCUACCCAAACCUGCUGCACUUUCUACAGCGACGUUUCAAAUCAUCGGAGGAUACGAGAAUAUCUGCUGUGGUGCGCUACCAGGCCGGGGCAAAUGGAUUAGAAACCGUAUUGCAAAGUUUACUGGAAGCAGGGUUCCUUGUACAUGGAAUCGACCGGCUUGAAGAAGUACCUCAUGACUAUGAACGUAGUGGGGCAGCAAAUUGGAACGAUCGACAGCAAUUGUCGACAGAUUUCGCGCAGACAGAAGCGAGACCUUCGGCGCUGUGCGGAAAGAGCAGCCGAAUCUUUAACGUUCAUGUCACAUUGGGCGGCAAUGGUGUUGUAACUGACUUGAUGCGUAUGCUCUCCCAAUUGGACUGCGUCAUCUCUAUCACGCCUGAUGACGGUCAGCACAACGGAAUGUGUUCGGAUAGGUUGGCAGUUUAAAUCAUCUAGCUCCCCGGGUGCACGAAAUUUGUGGGGACACUAUAUAUUGACUAUUAAUUUAUCAGCUUCUUAAGGAGAGAGAACGAGACGGUAAACACACGAAACUUCUAACUGAAUCCAGUUUCCAGUUCAUCUUAUAUAGCUAUUACCCGUUUUGUUUUUAAGCAUCGCUAUGUUUCCUAUUGGUCAGGCACUAAAAUGCGGGCGGCAAGUUGGUCAGCAACUGUAUACGAAGUAUAAUGAAAGGAUCCAGACUCUGCUCUAAGCUUUAGGAGCGCUAUUUUGGAUUUACUACCUGCCUGUCUACAAGAUGGC
This is a messenger RNA of Aspergillus alliaceus, 1280 nucleotides long. Its product is annotated as MgtC/SapB family protein. NCBI's taxonomy places the organism in Eukaryota, Fungi, Ascomycota, Eurotiomycetes, Eurotiales, Aspergillaceae. Bases 114 to 965 code for a protein of 283 amino acids. The record is from RefSeq and is a predicted model, not a curated record. Gene Ontology annotation, cellular component: membrane. The transcript has a single exon.